Molecule: messenger RNA, 5640 nt
Organism: Alexandromys fortis (reed vole)
Lineage: Eukaryota; Metazoa; Chordata; Mammalia; Rodentia; Cricetidae
Gene: Zbtb4
Product: zinc finger and BTB domain containing 4
Exons: 4
Coding region: 222-3167 (981 amino acids)
Biological process (GO): regulation of transcription by RNA polymerase II
Cellular component (GO): nucleus
Molecular function (GO): DNA-binding transcription factor activity, RNA polymerase II-specific; protein binding
Source: RefSeq, a predicted model, not a curated record
GCGGCGGCGGGGCUGGGCCGGGGCCGGGCGCUGGGGGGGCCGGGGCAGGAUCUGGAGCCGGAGCUGGAGGAGGGCGAAACCCGAGUGGCCGGGGGCGGCCACGGUGAUGAGCCCGGCCUGGCGGACGCGGCGCCAUCGCAGUCAGAAGGAAAAGGCCAGGCUGAAGGAACUUGCUGAGCCGCUGCUCUGCUCCAUGCUGGCUAUGUUCUCAGGCUGGCACCAUGCCACCCCCUGCAGAGGUGACGGAUCCGUCCCAUGCCCCUGCUGUCCUGCAUCAGCUCAAUGAGCAGCGGCUCCGUGGCCUCUUCUGUGAUGUCACCCUCAUAGCUGGAGACACCAAGUUCCCUGCUCACCGCAGCGUCCUGGCUGCCUCUAGUCCCUUCUUCCGAGAUGCCCUACUAGCUUCAGCUCCACUGCCCCUCCCACCGGUCACUGGUGGCUCAGCUCCCAGCCCUGCAACCACCGCAGCUGCCUCUUCCUCUUCCUCCUCUCCCCCUCCAGCCUCUCCUCACUCUUCAACCCCUCCACGGGUCCUAGAGCUGCCCGGUGUCCCGGCAGCUGCCUUUUCCGAUGUCCUCAACUUCAUCUAUAGUGCCCGGCUUGCACUCCCUGGUGGGGGAGGGGAUGGGGCAUCUGUGGCUGAGAUUGGAGCUCUGGGGCGGCGGCUGGGUAUCUCCCGCCUACAGGGCCUGGGGGAAGGAGGCGAUACGUGGGUACCUCCUGCUCCUCCCCUGGCCUCCUCACAGCCUGAGGAGCAUGGUUUAGGGCCAGGACCUAGAGCAGAUGGCCAGUGGGAGGGUAACAAAGCUGAGGCCCAGGCUCCUGACUCACAGCCCUCCUUGUCCCGGAGGCCCUUUCUCUGCCCUCGAUGUGGAAAAAGCUUCAUCCAUCCCAAGCGGCUGCAGACACACGAGGCCCAGUGUCGACGGGGGUCCAACCCUCAGGGGUCUGCAGGCCUAGGAGCUGGGGCCCCUGGCCCUGGAGGGCCUGCAGGAGUGGAUGCCUCAACCCUGCCAGCACCAGUGGGCUUCAGAGAUGGCCCUGAGCAUGUGGUGAAGGUGGUGGGCGGCCAUGUGCUCUAUGUGUGUGCGGCCUGCGAGCGUUCCUACGUGACCCUGUCCAGCCUGAAACGGCACAGCAAUGUCCAUUCGUGGCGGAGGAAGUACCCCUGCCGCUACUGUGAGAAGGUGUUUGCCCUGGCUGAGUACCGCACCAAGCACGAGGUGUGGCACACCGGGGAGCGCAGGUACCAGUGCAUCUUCUGCUGGGAAACCUUUGUCACCUAUUAUAACCUGAAGACCCACCAGCGAGCCUUCCAUGGCAUUAGCCCCGGCCUCCUAGCCAGUGAGAAGACACCCAAUGGAGGCUACAAGCCCAAGCUUAAUACCCUCAAGCUGUACCGCCUGCUCCCCAUGCGGGCAGCCAAGCGGCCAUACAAGACCUACAGUCAGGGAGCCCCUGAGGCCCCUCCUUCUCCAAGCCUCCACACACCGAUCCCUGCAGCAAUGCCAGCCAGCCCCCCACUCCUGCUCCCACCUGCCCCAGAGCCUGGCCCUCCCCCCUCUGUCAUCGCCUUUGCUCACCCAGCUCCCUCUGUCAUUGUCCAUGGGAGCAGUAGCAGUGGUGGAGCCGGGGGUGGGCCAGCCAGCACAGGAGGGUCCCAAGCUGCCUCAGUCAUCACUUAUACGACUCCCCCAAGACCCCCCAAGAAACGAGAGUACCCACCUCCUCCCCCUGAGCCUGCAGCAACACCCACCAGUCCAGCCACAGCUGCAGGGCCAGGCUCAGCCACUGAGGAGGCCAAGGGCCGGAAUCUGCGGGCUGGGAGGACUCUGACUUAUACAGCCAAACCCGUGGGUGGGGUUAGUGGGAGUGGGGGUUCCCCCACAGGGACAGGCCGAGGCUCCUCUCAGCUUCAGGCUCCACCUCCACUGUGUCAGAUCACUGUGCGAAUUGGGGAGGAAGCCAUUGUCAAGCGUCGCAUCUCAGAAACUGACCUUCGUCCUGGAGAGCUGAGUGGAGAAGAUGUAGAGGAGAGUGAGGAAGAGGAUGAUGACGAGGACAAGGAGGAGGAGGACCAGGAGGAAUCCAAGGCUGGAGGAGAAGAUCAGCUCUGGAGGCCCUAUUAUUCAUACAAGCCUAAGCGCAAGGCUGGCACUACUGUCGGUGGCCUCAGCGGGGUCAGCGGACUGCCCCGAGGAGGACGAAGACCACCACGCUGGAAGCAGAAGCUGGAACGAAGGGCCUGGGAGGAGACCCCAUCAGUGGAGGGCCCAGGAGGACGAGCACGUGGUGAGCGUAGACACCGUUGUGGGGACUGUGCCCAGACCUUUGCCACCCUGAGGAAGCUGAGGAAGCACCAGGAAGCCCACAAUGGGGGCUCCCACGGCUCCAGGACUGGGAGGAGGUCUUCCACCCGAUUCACCUGCCCCCACUGUGCCAAGGUGUGCAAGACGGCAGCUGCCCUGAACCGACAUGGGCAGAGGCAUGCUGUGGAGCGACCUGGGGGCACUCCCACACCUGUCAUUGCCUACUCCAAAGGCAGCAUUGGCAUCAGGCCCACUGAGAUCAAGGAGGAGGCCCCCCAAGAGAUGCAAGUGUCUUCCUCAAGUGGGGAGGCUGGCAGUGCUGCUGCUGCAGCUGCAGCAGCCCCUGAAACUGCCUCUCUCCAAGACCCUGUCAUCUCUGGGGGUGAGGAGCCCCCAGUAGCAGCUGGGGGCAACUAUGUGUACCCACCUGUGCAGGAAUUUCCCCUGGCCCUGAUAGGAGGCAGCCGGGAGCCCUGUGGUGGCAGAGGAAAACCUGGGAAUGAGGGGCCAGUGGGAGCUUCUGAGGGAGACCGGGUGGAGGGGCUGGGGACUGCCAAAGUCACCUUCUACCCUGAACCGUACCCACUUGUCUAUGGCCCCCAGCUCCUUGCUGCCUACCCUUACAACUUCAGCAACUUGGCUGCUCUCCCAGUUGCUCUCAACAUGGUCCUACCUGAUGAGAAGGGGGGUGGGGCCCUUCCCUUCCUGCCAGGGGUCUUUGGCUACGCAGUGAAUCCUCAAGCAGCCCCCCUUACUCCACCAACUCCACCUCCCCCAGCUCUUCCUCUGCCAGUUCCCCCUAAGGGAAUAGGGGAUCCGGCAGGGGUUGAGAGAACCCAAAAGGGAGAUGUGGGGUGAGCACUAAGGCCAGAUCCCCUUUCACCAGAUGCCACCCUCCCCGAGCCCCCACCACUAUCAGCUCCCUGGCUUCCCUGCCCCUUGGGAGCCCCAUAACACUCUAGUGCAGGGAUUUGGGGGCCCCUGGAGCUCAGGAGUCAGGCUGCUUUGUGUGAUUGUAGUCUCCCCACCCCCUGAAAAGGGAUUUUUGGUGGUUCUCCUCUCAGUCUUUUCCAGGGAAUGGCCCCUGUGAGGGGAAGAGCCAGCUCCCAUCCCUUCUCCAGCCCUUGGGGCAACUGAGCAAUAUACUUAUCUGAAUCUCUACUUACAGCCCCCACCAGCUCUGAAUGUCUAACCUGCUCCCCUGAUUUGUAAACCUGGGGAAGCUCACCUAAUGAUGCCUGCUGUUCUGAAGCUCUCUCUAAGCCCUUCCCCCAUGCUUCCUAGCACAUUCCAUUCUUUGUGGCCCAGGGCCUGGACCAGACCAUUGUGAUAUCCACCCAAUAGCCUGGAAGCAUGGCUUUGGAUUCCGUUCUUCCCAAGGGUGGGUUUCUCUGUCCUUGUUUCUUUCAUAUUACGAUGCCAUGCUUCCUUGGCUUCCAUGCCUUUGGAUCUUCCAUAUUCCUUCCUGUGCUCCUAGACUUUGGAGAUGGCCUAACCCAAUCCAGGUCAAAAGGAGGUGGGAGGUGUUCUACAAGCCGAGCACUUUUUCAGUACAGGGCAGGGAAAUCUUGGGCCCUACCUUUACCCCCAAAUCCAGUGACUCCAGAUUCUUCUAAGAUGAAAGAGGUGAAUAGAUCAUAUCUCUUCUGGCCUUUAUACAUGGCUUCUUUGGGGCUAAACCGAGUUUGAGCACCAUGUCUGAAGCACUCCAUGUAGGAUGAAGAGACGACUCUCCCCCUGCCAGCCCUCACUAUGGUUUCUAGAUUAGACCAAAUAGCCAGAAAAUCGGUGGUGGUGGUGGUGGGGGUUCAUGUGUGAUAAACCCUCCACCCUUGCCUCUACCUUAUCUCCUCCAGUGUCACUGUCCUGCCAGUCACUCCACAUGGUUUCGAGGGCGCCAUCCUUCUCUUCCGGUGGGCUUUGGGGUAUCCCCACCAACUAUGCCUCCAAAAUAGCACCUUAUACCCCAUCUCUGACUCAGUUCCCCACACCCAAAGAUCCCAGCCUAGGGAUGGGGUGCAGGGAUUUUAAAUAGUCCCUAAUCCCUAAUUUGCACUAGUUAACCCUGGUCAGGGGUCCUAUGUUUCCUUCCAGUGGGGAUGAUAAAGAAAGGUUUGUUCCUAAUUCUUGUGGAAAAUGGGGCCUCCCUAAUGUGUGAUUACCCACCACACCUCCCCCACAAAAAAAAAUCUCACAAGGGGAGAGCCAGUUGAGGGGAGCAACUUUGAUGUGGGAAUUAGAGGAGCAUGACUUUUAAAAAGAGAAAGACUGUUUUAAUCAAAAUGACAGCCUUUCUGUCAGCUACUGUUUUCUGGGGCCAAGAUGGCUGCCCUCUGACCUACUGUGGAGAGGGCAAGAUCAUGGCUUUGGAGGGAGAUGAGUUUGGAAAGGCCAGGAGCAUCUUCCUGCCCCUUCCUAACCUCCCAGUACAUAGGAAGGGGGAGGUUUUGGACAGGCUUCCUGAAUGUUAAUCCUAGAGGGGCCGCUCCAGUCCUCCUCUGUCUUUUUGCACUUUUCUUGGUCUUGGCCACAGCCUGAGUGAAGAAUUUCCUACUGAAUGUACCAAGUUCCAGUUUUUAAGGGGGAAAAAGUUUCAAACAGGGAAAAAUGGGGGAAAUGAAAAAUGAAAAAAAAAAUCACUAAAAAUUCCCAUAAAUCUUAUUUCAGGCACUUUAGAAAAACUGCAAAAAAAUACAUAAUAAAGAAUACCUAUAUAUAUCUACACACAAAUUAUAUAUAUAAAUAUAUCUAUAUAUACAGCGGAACCACAAGAGAGACUGAGGAAGGCCUGAAGGCAGGGGCAGCUAUGACAAGUCUCCUGUCCCCUUCAGCUGUACUCCUCUGAGGAAGUCAGGAGAGUAGAAGGGGUGAAAAUGGACUGUGGAAUUUGAAUUUCAGAAUAGAUCAAAAUUCCAAAACCACGCACCUUUUGAAAGAAUCGAGAUUAUAAGUGUUUAUUUUGUUUUUUAAUGUGGGUAAGGAGAAUAGCUCCCAGGAUUUGGCAACAAAGUUAUGGCAAAAGCAGAAACUUAACAAUAUGUAUUUGAGCUGGAAAGUUUCAAUAUGUGAGUUUUAGGUUUCAAUAUGUGAAUUUUGGAUUUUGUCAUUUGAAAAUGAUCAAGUCUUGUCAGCGUGUGCCCUCUUUCCUCAUGUUCCCUGGGAAGAGGGCAAGAGUGAGAAGGCCACUGGUUCUGUACCACAGCACGCAAGAUUUAGAAUUCUAGCUCUGUACGUAGUGAGGACCCAGAUUUAGAGAAACUGACCAAUAUUUAUCUCCAGAUUUGUGUGUGUUUCCAAUUCUCUAGGCCAAUAAACCAACAAGACAAAUGAA